AUGCCGAUGCCAGACCGAAUAUCACACCUGAAGAAGAAACUGUUUGGACGAGUAUCUCCAAAAGCGGAUACGGAUCCGGUCCACCCCAACCCAAACUCCCCUGGUCUCGACUCCAAAUCUCUAUCUUACAGCAUUGUUUCCUCUCCGAAUCUUGAAGCUGCGGCUGAUCAGAGAAAGGAAUCUCCACAAGAACCUGAUUCCUCCAUCUCGGAACAACAUCAUCGCGAAGCAACUCGUGAUUGCACACCAUCAUUGACCGAACCGUAUAAUUCUUCCCUGCUUACACCUUUAUCGGGCGACCCUCCAUCUCCCCUUGAAACCCCUCCGUUACCGACUCCUCAGCAUUCCGAUAGCACCUCCUUCCAGUCCAACUUGAAAGCCGCAGUACCCAUUCAAAUCGAACCUCAAUUGACCCCAACACUGAAUACUGUUAUCGAGUGGCCUACGAAUGGUCGAUUACCCUCUGCGGCCUACUUUACUCCCACGUCAAGCAAACGCCCGAGCCUUGCGAUCCGUCGUCAAUCUCUUCUCCCACCAACACAACAGCACUUGAUUAGUGGCCUAUUGGAAGGCAAUUUGUUCUCUUCGCAAGGUGACCAGGGCCCUCUCAUUCCCGCCGUUCCUCGUGCGAUGGUACAACGCCGGAUUUGGGUCAAACGACCCGGUGGUUCAGCCACCUUGGUGCCGUGCUUGGAGGACGCGGUGGUCGAUGAGCUACGCGACCAGGUGAUCAUGAAAUAUGUCAACUCGCUAGGGAGGAGCUUCGACUCGCCCGAUAUCGUGAUCAGAAUUGCGCCUCGCGAAGGUUCGAAUCGACAAGUCCACCCGGAGCGACUUUUGAGCCCAGAGGAAGUCCUGGCAACUAUCCUCGACUCGUACUAUCCGGGCGGGCAGAGAAUCGAGGAAGCAUUGGUGAUUGAUGCACCGACCCGCCGGACUCCGAAACCAUCACCGCGUCAUUCAGUGUAUUCGCACCAUCAAGCAGAACCUGGCGAACACGGCGAUUACUUCCCUCUCAUGCCGCCAAAUCCCAAUGUCGGAACACCGUCUUCGCACCCAGCGGCUGCGCCAGCGACAGUCGCUGCACCAUCGAUAUCCAUUCUUACCACGGGCUCUGCUCCUUUACUGCCCUCCCCCGGAAGCCGUAGAACACGGCAUCACCAACGGCCUCCACUGACCAGACAUAAAACCAAUUCGCCCACGUUCCAUACCCAAGCCCUGGGUACAACAGAAUCCACUCCCCAUUCCCAGCCUAUCCCUGCCGCCUCCAUUCCCGCCGUGCCUACACCCCCCGCGCCACAGGCUGUAGAGUCCCCGCAGGCUAAAGUCAAAACCCAUACUCCUCCGGCCGUAUCUUCACCUAGAUCAACUCGAAAAUCGAAAGCCGCCACAUCCCCAGCGGCGGGCUUUGGGGGUUUGAUUGACGGAACGGUUCCACCGAUCAACGUGCUCAUUGUGGAAGACAAUAUCAUCAACCAAAAACUCUUGGAGGCUUUCAUGAAGCGAUUGAAGGUGCGCUGGAAGUGUGCAGCGAACGGCGAAGAAGCUGUACGGAAAUGGCGACAAGGCGGAUUCCAUUUAGUCCUCAUGGAUAUCCAGCUGCCUGUCAUGAACGGAUUGGAUGCAACAAAGGAGAUCAGGCGAUUGGAACGGUUGAAUGGAAUCGGUGUCUUCCCAAAGACAGCAUCGGGACGUUUCAGUGCGUCCAAUGCGUCUGCCGCAGAUAGAAGACCUGGUCUCAACCGUACGGUUAGCGGAGAGGAUACUCUGCCUGACCUCUCGCUAUUCCGGAGCCCGGUCAUUAUCGUCGCUUUGACAGCCAGCAGUCUACAAAGUGAUCGACACGAGGCAUUGGCAGCUGGCUGCAACGACUUCCUCACGAAGCCCGUUGGAUUCCCGUGGCUCGAGCAGAAAGUAACAGAAUGGGGCUGCAUGCAAGCGCUAAUCGACUUCGAAGGCUGGCGCAAAUGGCGCGGCUUCAUGGACAACCCGCCCCAGGCCUCCCCAGCUAUCGUCGACUCGGCAGCAAGUCCAAUGCAAGGCGGCCAUCCGCCACAAAUCCCACAAGAGGACCCACCAUCUCCUUCAAGCUCUCGCACAGCUAAGAAAACAGACAGCUCUCAGCCUAGGCCUAGUUUCGCAGAUAGCCUGCGUGAAGACUCGUGGGGCAGCGGCAGUCCGGAUAGCUUGGACUCGCCUUCGGAUCCGAGUCCACAGCCGUUGACUCCCGAAGACGCGGCCCCAACUAGCGAUGCCAGCACUGUUCCUGAAUGA
Molecule: messenger RNA, 2274 nt
Organism: Penicillium soppii
Lineage: Eukaryota; Fungi; Ascomycota; Eurotiomycetes; Eurotiales; Aspergillaceae
Product: CheY-like superfamily
Exons: 3
Coding region: 1-2274 (757 amino acids)
Biological process (GO): osmosensory signaling via phosphorelay pathway
Cellular component (GO): Mcs4 RR-MAPKKK complex
Molecular function (GO): phosphorelay response regulator activity; protein kinase activator activity
Source: RefSeq, a predicted model, not a curated record